UUCCCCAUCUAUAUAAUUCCUCAUUUCCCUGCAUCCCGUCUUCAACAUAUCAUAGCUUUCAACUCCAUCCCCUAUGGCUUCUACUAUUCUUCCCUCUACUAUUUUCGUUUUCUUUACCUUUCUACUGGCCACUGAAAUAGUUUAUUCCCAAUCGUUCAUCGGAAUAAACUACGGUCAAGUCGCCGAUAACCUUCCGCCGCCGUCAGCGACGGCGAAGCUACUUCAAUCCACUUCAAUCGAGAAAGUUCGACUCUACGGCGCUGAUCCGGCUAUCAUCAAAGCCCUAGCAAAUACAGGCAUCGGAAUUGUAAUUGGUGCUGCAAACGGUGACAUACCAGCCCUAGCGGCCGACCCGAAUUUCGCGAAAAAUUGGGUUAACGCCAAUGUAGCUCCCUUCCAUCCGGCGAGUAAAAUCAUUCUCAUCACGGUCGGAAACGAGGUGAUAACCUCCAACCAAGACAAUCUAAUGAACCAACUGGUGCCGGCGAUUCAGAAUAUUCAAAACGCGCUCAACUCGAUGUCUCUAGGGGAUAUUAAGGUUUCCACUGUCCAUUCCAUGGCGGUACUUCGACAAUCGGAGCCGCCAUCGUCGGGGAUGUUCCACCCGAACUAUAUGACCGUGUUGAAGGAGCUAUUGGAGUUCAACAAUGCCACUGGAUCGCCAUUCACGAUUAACCCAUACCCGUACUUCGCCUAUCGGAGCGAUCCACGGCCGGAGACUUUGGCCUUCUGUCUUUUUCAGCCCAACGCCGGCCGGCUCGACACGAACACCAAUAUCAAGUACAUGAACAUGUUCGACGCACAGGUGGACGCCAUAAGAUCUGCAUUGAACUCCAUGGGGUUCAAGAAUGUAGAGAUUGUGGUGGCUGAGACGGGGUGGCCGUACAAAGGAGACAACGACGAGGUUGGUUCAAGUCUUGAGAAUGCUAAGGCAUUCAACGGUAAUCUGAUUGCACACCUUCGUUCCAUGGUCGGUACGCCAUUGAUGCCGGGAAAAUCAGUUGAUACGUAUCUCUUUGCACUUUACGACGAAGAUUUGAAGCCUGGCCCUGGUUCUGAAAGAGCUUUCGGAUUGUUCAAGCCUGAUCUUACAAUGGCCUACGACGUUGGUCUUUCCAAAAAUGGCCAGAGCACUCCAACUAGUCCUAAAACAACACCAGUGACGACUCCGUCGUCCCCAGCGAACAACCCAUCAACCAAAUCACCAACAAGUCCAAAGCCGAAGGCAGGAGGAGGCUCAUGGUGCUUGCCAAAGGGUGGCGUAUCAGACGCCCAGCUUCAAGCCAAUUUAGACUAUGCCUGUGGAAGAGGGCUCGAUUGCAGCGCGAUUCAACCUGGUGGAGCAUGUUUUGAGCCAAACACCAUAGCCUCACACGCCGCCUACGCCAUGAACCUCUUCUUCCAAAACGGCGGCCGUGAUCCAUGGACCUGUGACUUCUCACAAUCUGCCACACUUUCCUCUAACAACCCAAGCUACAAUGGGUGCAAUUAUCCUGGUGGGAGCACGUGAUGAGAUUAGAAUGCAGUUGGAUAAUUGGAUGUGUAAAUUUAUGGAAAAGAGAGGCUUCCAAUCUUUAGCAAGAUGAAGAUCCAUUUUCCAAUUUCCAAACUCCAUUAACAUAUGUAUAUUUUCUCAUGCGUUUUUCUAUUUUUAUUUUUUAAAUACAUAUAUUAUCGUUUUCCAUGUGAAGACAUGUUAAAUUAGUGUUUUUUUAAUAGAAAUGCUUGUUCUUAAUUGUUAAUUAAAAGAAUAUUUGCAAAAAAAGCAUGCAUACUCAAAAGUAAUUGUAAAAGUAGAGUUUUUAUUUUGUGCCAUUGUUAGUUUGGGAAGACUUUAUUUUAAGGAAUUUAAUCAUAAAAAAAAGACUGUUUACAUCA
This is a messenger RNA of Cucumis sativus (cucumber), 1878 nucleotides long. RefSeq names its product glucan endo-1,3-beta-glucosidase 7. The record is from RefSeq and is a predicted model, not a curated record. The transcript has 5 exons. Bases 74 to 1510 code for a protein of 478 amino acids. Gene Ontology annotation, biological process: carbohydrate metabolic process. Gene Ontology annotation, cellular component: plasma membrane. Gene Ontology annotation, molecular function: hydrolase activity, hydrolyzing O-glycosyl compounds. Lineage: Eukaryota; Viridiplantae; Streptophyta; Magnoliopsida; Cucurbitales; Cucurbitaceae.